Messenger RNA from Bemisia tabaci, 443 nucleotides. Lineage: Eukaryota; Metazoa; Arthropoda; Insecta; Hemiptera; Aleyrodidae. The record is from RefSeq and is a predicted model, not a curated record.
CUUCCUCAACCUUUACCUGAGGUCAACAUCACCGUGAAAGCCAAUGACAUAUGGCGAUAUUACCAAAACGUCUGCACCUGUAGUUACAGUUAUGUUUGGUGGGACUGGGGCCGGUGGGAGAGAGAGAUCGACUGGAUGGCGCUGAACGGAAUCAACAUGGCAUUGGCAUUUAAUGGUCAAGAAGCAGUGUGGAACAGAGUCUACAAGAAAUUCAAUAUGAAAGAAGCGGAUAUAGAUAAACAUUUCACUGGUCCUGCAUUUUUGGCUUGGGGUCGCAUGGGAAACAUGCGAGGCUUUGGUGGACCCUUGAAUGAUAAUUGGCAUGAGAAAAGCCUCGUCCUGCAGCACAAAAUCUUGGCCCGAAUGCGGUUAUUAGGAAUCAAUCCGGUUUUGCCCGCAUUUUCUGGACAAGUCCCUCGAAGUUUUAAAGAGUAAGUAGGUUU